Messenger RNA from Quercus robur (English oak), 1843 nucleotides. RefSeq names its product carbon catabolite repressor protein 4 homolog 3. Lineage: Eukaryota; Viridiplantae; Streptophyta; Magnoliopsida; Fagales; Fagaceae. The transcript has 13 exons. The coding region runs from base 96 to 1469 and encodes 457 amino acids. The record is from RefSeq and is a predicted model, not a curated record. Gene Ontology annotation, molecular function: 3'-5'-RNA exonuclease activity.
CACACAAGACCGUGGCGCGCCUAAAACUCAACUGAACUGAACAAAGGUAGUUGAGUUUAGUUGAGUUGAGUUGGGUGAGAGAGCUGGAGAUUAGAAUGAGCUGCUGGGAAUUGUGUUCCAGCUCAUGGGUCUUGUCUCGUGCGCCCAUGGCCAUGACCAGUGGUUCUAGCUGGAGAAUGGGCUCGACCAAGACCAAGACCAAGACUCACCACCCCUCUUUCUUCUUCAAGGUGAAGCCCUCUUGCUGCACCAAUAAUAUUAAUGGUCCCACAGAGUCUUCUGCAUCUUCUUCCUUAUCUUCUCGUGCAUGGUACAACCCCCUUAGAAGAACACAUAGAUCCUUGGAUCAGGAUCCGGAUAUUGUCCGCCACUGGAUCCAACCCGAUCAUCCACUUGCAUCCCCAGAAAGAUUUACAGUGGCGUCGUAUAACAUAUUGGGGAAUAGAAAUGCUUCGAAACACAGAGAUCUCUACACAAAUGUUCCUUCUUUUUAUAUGACGUGGGAACAUCGCAAGAAGGUCAUAUACAAAGAGCUCAUGAGAUGGAACCCUGAUAUAAUCUGUUUGCAAGAAGUGGACAAGUAUUAUGAUCUAUCAGAGAUUUUGGUGAAAGCGGGAUAUGUUGGGUCCUAUAAGAGACGCACUGGAGAUGCAAUUGAUGGCUGUGCUAUGUUUUGGAAAGCCAAUGAGUUCCGGUUAUUGGAGGGAGAGAGUAUUGAAUUCAAGGGGUUUGGUCUUCGUGACAAUGUUGCCCAAAUUUCUGUUUUUGAGAUGUGUAAAGAUGAAUCAAGAAGACUACUGAUUGGGAACAUCCAUGUCCUUUAUAACCCAAGCCACGGAGAUGUUAAAUUAGGUCAAAUACGCUUUCUCUUGUCAAGGGCACAGAUCCUCUCAGAAAAAUGGGGUAAUGCCCCCGUUGUACUUGCUGGAGAUUUUAAUAGCACCCCUCAGAGUGCAAUAUACAAGUUCCUGUCAUCCUCCGAGCUAAAUAUCUUAUUAUAUGAUAAAAGAGAGUUAUCUGGGCAGAGAAAUUGUCAUCCUUCUCAAGUUUUGGGUGUCAAGAAAGAAAUGAGGAGUCCGUUGAUCUUGACAAACAGAUUAUUUAACAAUUGCUGGACUGAUGAAGAGGUAAAAGUUGCAACUGGAAAUGCUGGGUGCCAUUUACUUGUGCAUCCCUUGAAGAUUGCCAGCUCCUAUGCCACAGUGAAGGGUUCUGAAAAAACUCGGGGAUGUAAUGGUGAACCUUUAGCUACAUCCUACCACUCAAAGUUCCUUGGAACUGUUGACUAUUUAUGGUACUCUGAUGGUAUUGUACCUACAAGAGUUCUGGAUACCAUUCCACUUGACAUUCUCCAGAGUAUAGGUGGUCUCCCCUGCAAGAAAGUGGGAAGUGAUCACUUGGCCUUGGUUUCUGAGUUUGCCUUCACACCAAGAACAAAAGAAGGCAACAAUUUCAAAUCUCAAGUAUAGCUGACCUAGCAUCUAGAGAAGAAAGUUAUUUGUCGGUGACAGAUUUUGUGUUGAGCUUUUAAAAGUCAACUUCAAUCAACCGAGAAAAGAAGCCUAUAUUUGACUGUUCUCUAUGGACUAUUUGGGAAGACAAAAAUUGAGUUCCAUGCUUAAAUAAACAAGAUCAUGAAGGACUUCUCUUUGCAGCAUUUUUCAGCCAACUUAUAGGUUUAUGGGUUUGAGCAGUAGGUAGUUCAUAGACAUUGUACUUCUUUGUUUUCUUUAUUAUUAUUAUUAUUAUUAUUAUUAUUUUUAGAUGGAAUGUUUUCUUUAUUAAGCUUUGACAACAAUGUGGAUUUAACAUUAAUUAAUUUCAUCUCUAUCCUCUCUGGUAA